Molecule: messenger RNA, 5449 nt
Organism: Mugil cephalus (flathead mullet)
Lineage: Eukaryota; Metazoa; Chordata; Actinopteri; Mugiliformes; Mugilidae
Gene: trim66
Product: tripartite motif containing 66
Exons: 18
Coding region: 301-4059 (1252 amino acids)
Molecular function (GO): protein binding; zinc ion binding
Source: RefSeq, a predicted model, not a curated record
AAAAUCUCACGAUUAACUACGAGACUUUAAAUCUCCAAAAUUUUGUCCGGGCCAAAGAGCGACAUCCGAUGGGGGGAUCGACACUCGGAGAUGCGCGGGUCAAGUGAGGGGUCCUACACUUGGAUGAACUGGGGGAGGAGAGAGCACAGUGGGGCUGUCAUGUAAGCCGUCUCCUCUGGGCCCACCUCUCAGUGCGUACCGCUUCCUGCCUCAGGUAGAAGCUUCAGUGUUUCUGCUGCUCUCCCUCCUCUCUACUCCCUCCCACUGAGCAGGCAACACAUCCCCUCUUAAAGCACCGAAAUGGAGAAGGAGACGUUCUUCUUUCAGAGCUGCUCACAGUGCACUGAGCCGACACUUGCACAGAGUCUGUGUACACUCUGCAACAAGUGGUUGUGUUGCCGGUGCACAGAUGUGCAUCAACAUCAGAGAGCUCAUAUGACUUCCCAGUACAUCGACUUGCACCAACAACAGAAAUCCAGUGCCACCCAGUGUCCUGAUCUGCAUCAGAGAGGCUCCAGUUCCCUGCCUCCUACUGGACAAGGCCCAGGGUCGUACCCUUGUUCCUUCCUCAUGUGCCACUCUCACAGACAGGAGCCCUUGGAGCUUUUUUGCGAGUCAUGUGACCUUCUGUGCUGUAGCAGCUGUCACCUGUCCUCCCACAAAAACCACAGGGUGGUGCAGGUUGGGAAGGCUCUACAGGACCAGCAGUGGCUAUUUGAGAGCCUCAUGAUGCAGGUGGACGACAGGAGGUCUGCAGUGGAGAACAAUGCAAAACAGUUACAGGACAGACUUCAUGGAGUAAAGAUUGCACACAGGAAGGCAGAGAACCAGAUUAAAAUGGCAAAGAUGAUUAUGAUGAACGAGCUUAACAAACGAGCCAACCUAUUAAUAGAGCAACUGGAGAAGAUUUCAGAAGGCUUCCAGCAGCGUCUGGAGGACCAGCUGCAAGGGGCAAUUGAGAUAUGUGGCCAGCUGGACCACAUUCAGAAGUUCAUCACCUGGGCUACGACCCAUCACUGCAGAGGCCCGGUGCUCUUCAGCCGAGCUCUGAUUUCACUUCAGAUGCAGCAGCUGCUUGAGGCGUCACUUCAUUCGGAAACUUGGAGUCCUGUGAAGAUCAAAUUCAACUGGGAUGCCAGUUACUGGACAAAGCAGAUUUCCUCUUUAGGUCAGCUGACUGUUGAGGGUGGAAACUGCUCUUAUCCCCCGGGGCUGGCCUGCUCCAGUGUUAUGAGGCCCCAACCCAUCGCCUGCUUGGCUCUGCCGCCUGUGUUUCACAGGGGACGAGAGCCAGGCUGUGGGUACCAGGCCUGCUGUGAACCCCAAAUGUGUUGCCUGCAUGGCCUUCCCUCUCAGCCAGAUCUGCCCGUCCUAGACAAAAGCCAGCUGGAAGCCACACUUUAUAACUCCAGCUGUGCUCAGCCUGCGCUUAUAUCUGCCUCCUUGAACCAGAACCAGCAGCUCCAGAGGUGCUGGGACAUGGAAAGUUCCCUGCAAUGUCUUCCCCCAGCAUCACCUGUCUCAGUCGGACCCAUCCAGCUCAACUGCAGCCGAGGAUCUGCGUCUCAGCCACAAGCUGCUGACUCCCGGGCCCGCUCCCAGUCUAAAUCCUACCGCUCCUACCGGCAACACCAGAGAGAAGUUCUUCCAGACGGCCAGGCUCAGCUAAGUGGAGACCGUGGCCGGCCAGGCCUGUGUCAGGGGAAAAUGUUGACCAAUGCAUCUCUGCAGCUGGAGCUCAGCCGCACAGUCGUGGACCGAGAUGUGAUGACUGGGGGGAGCUGGGAGGAGAGGUGCAGAGUUGGAGAGACUUGUGGACAAACAGCAGCAGUUGAAAGCAGAGGGUUGCUGGAGCAGGAAAGAAGAAAGCACAACCCUGUCCAACUGCAGCAUCAACUUCAAGUUUCAGCAGAGAUGAGAAAAGAUCAGCAGAGGACCAGACCGCCACUGACGCUCAGAGACCACAGAGGCAGCAGGAGAUCCACAUCCCUGGAGGUGUCGGUGACAGCGCACAACUGUGUAUCUGACAUGCCGAGCAGCAGGCUCAGCCCUAGUUCAGCGUGCUCAAGGAGGAAGAGACGCUCCCAGAGCAUCCCGACAGAACUGGCAGCCCCAUCCACCAGCCAUUGCACCGAGAGGCCCACAGGAUAUACUAACAACCUAGAGGCAGGAGCGGCGAAGAAGUGUGACAUCAUGGAUCCCAGACAGAGGAGAGCUUCAGAUGGGGCGCUCUGUGUUGUUAAGGAAACUUUAUCUGAAAUGGCACCAUCCAGAGGACACCUGUCUCCUUUGCUGUCCUAUAAGAUGGAGCCAGAUCAUCCAUUAACUUAUGUCAGUGAGAUUGAUUAUGAGGCGAAGGAGAAACAUGGGAUGGCAGAAAACAGCCACAACAGUAACAAACUGAAGGACCCCGAAAGGCCCAGGGUUCCAGUGGUUUGCUUAGAACGUCUCAAAAUACUCGUUUCUCAACUCCCACCGCAUGGGCGACGACAGAGUGACCCUUUACCUGCCAGUGGAACGGACAAGAGCGAAACUCUCCCUCAGCAGAGAACCUGGCACGGAGGUGUUGCUGGAAGCUCUGAGACCAGGAGGACCACCCACUCAUUCACAGCGCCGACAUAUGAAGAGCCUCAAUCUGGAAAUCAGUCUAGCACACACUCAACCAGCAGUGACUUUGACAGGCACGACAACAGAGAGAGAUUCAGCUCUCGUAAAGAAUCCUCACUGCCCUCCAACGAUUCUAAAUAUGGGCCACAGAGUUACUCUGCUCUGGAUCUGGACUCUGACUCUGAUCCAAGGUCAAUCUCAGAGAAUGCAGUUGUUUCUCAGGUUGGUCCCAAUCCGCAGCUAGACUCUGAUGCAACACCUGAUUCUGACCCAAAUACACAGUCUUCCUCUGAGGCAGAACUUGAAUGUCUGGCUGAGGAGAGCUCAGGGGCUACAGGAGAGAUGAGGCUGUGUGGAGAUUCUGAGCCCAGUCUCGAAUAUGAGGCAGACCAAGAAUCAGAUGCAGGAGCAGGUUCAGAGGAUGGCCAAGGAACGGGAGUCGAUGCAGAAUCGGGUGAUGCUGAAACAGGGUCUGACAUCCAGCCUGAGUAUGAUCCCGCUUUUCAGGCUGAGACAGAUUCUGAAGCUCUGUCCAAUCAGCUUCCAGAGUCUCAGGGGUCUGUGGAGUCGGAGCUCGACCUCGAGUCCGAGGCUGAACUGACAGGUGAUGACCCACAACCGCUUCGCUCUGACCUGGAAGAGGAUUCCCAGGGUCCCGGUCCUGGUCAGAGACCACUUCUCAUUGCAAACCCUGUUGCUCAGAGAGACACAGAGGAAGUCGAGCUGGAGCAUGACAGCGCAGAGAUGGAGAAUGAGGACUUCUGCGCUGUGUGUCUGAUUGGUGGAGAGCUGCUGUGCUGUGACCGCUGUCCAAAGGUCUUCCACCUGUCUUGCCACAUCCCGCCUCUGCUGAGCUUUCCUUCGGGAGAUUGGGUGUGCAGCCUGUGCAGAGAUGCUGAACAGCCAGAGGUUGAAUACAGCUGUGAGAGUGAGAGAACAUCUCGGGAACACACAUCUGCACAGGGAUUGUCCUUAUGUGACCAGAGAAAAUGUGAGCGCCUGACUCUUCUGAUCCUCAGUAACAUGCUUAGUGCUCCCUUCCAUGAGCCUGUCAGUCCACUGGCGCGCCAUUACUACCAGAUCAUCAAGAGGCCAAUGGACCUGUCUGUGAUCAGGGCCAAACUCAAUAAGGGGCAUACCCGACAUUAUCACUCCCCAGAUCAGUUUGUUGCUGAUGUCUAUCUCAUGUUCCGCAACUGUGCAAAGUUCAAUUAUCCUGACUCUGAGGUGGCCCAAGCAGGCCGCAGCCUCGAGGCCUUCUUCACCUCCAAGCUGAAAGAAGUUUUCCCAGAUUACGUUUUUCCUGUGGUGGAGGCAGACUCUGACAGCGAUGAGUACGAUGAAGCCUACAGGACCACUGAAAGUGGUUUCCCCUGGCCAGAAAGGAGGGAGCAAUGCCACAGGAAGAGGAAGAGGAGACCGUCUCUCAAAUCGAGAAGACAUCACUUCUAAACAGAGGUGCAUGUUUGGUUUGCUACUGUGGUCACAAACCAAACAUGUUGGUUUUGUGUGUAAUUAUACAGUUUUUAUUUAGCGGCCCCUGGGAGUGCAGCAGUUUUUCAUUUCUGUAAUCUAAAAGAGGCCCAACGUUCUCGUUUGCAGCAAUAUGACAGUGCUGCCAUCUGAUGGCAGCUGAACAUAUUGAACUUCAACUAAGAAAUAUUGGAACAAUUAUUAUCCUGACAAACUGAUUCAGGUCAUCAGAAGAAGAGCCAGUGUAAAAUAUAAAAUUAUUUUAGGUCAAUUACUGUAUUCUAUAAGAUUGGAAGAAUUUGUUUGUCAGCACAGAGUUUGUUGCAUUGCUUCUGCAGCCAUCAAACAUUUUAUACUGUAGUAGAGGGGUAAUGAUAUAAUUGUUACUUUUGGCCACUCUUGAUUUGCACUGCACUGCUGACUAUUUUAUGUAUUGAAAUUCACGCCUUGCAUACCCUGAGUCUCAUGCUUUCUUGUACUGAGAAGACACUGUAGCUGAAUGUUUCUAAUCUCACAUCUUUAUCGUGUAGUACUUUUUUAAGCAAACAUAUAAACGGUACUUUAAUAUUGGUAGAUAUGCCAUUAUCAUCAGUGUUGAACAUAUUUAUACACGUGUAACUGCAUAGAGCUUUAUUUUACUAUAUGUGUCAUUUUAAUUACUAAAUGAUUGCAGGCAAUUAUCUUUGGGUUGAUUAUUGAUAUAAUUACAGUUCUGAGUAGCUUUCUUUGAAAAGCAGUGACGAAUCCUUUCGACUUAGUCCAGAAUAAUACAGGAUGUGGGCGAUUGUUACUAUAACCACUUUUAGGGUGCAACAGUAUUAUUAGAGGGUUUACCAUCCUGACCAAUCAGUACGUGAAAAUUUCAAUUUUACAUUUAAUAUGAAUUUAAGUCUGUGUGUACUUUUACGUUUCACCAAAAUCUUUUAAUAUCUAAAUAUCUCAGGCUUAAUAACAGUGUAAGGUAUUGAUAUCAUUCAGUAUUGGUUAUUAAUAAUGUCCUGUUGUUUGUAGAGCCACACUCUUUAAGGAAUCAUUUAAACUAACGCUGUAGCUCAUUUAGUCUUUUUAAAUCUACUUUACUUACUUCCUGCAGCUUGAAAUAAACUUAAGUCGACUUUUUCUGUAAUUAUUGCACACGAGAGUGGAUGUACAAUAUGUAUAAUGUUAAUUGGUUUAAUCAGUAGAUGUACUAAAACUUCCUACUGUAUCAGGGAAGAUUGAUAAACUAUAGUUACUGUCACUGUUUCAGGAGAACGGGUUCGGUUUUGUCACCACCCUCUUUUUUUCUUUUUUCUUUUUUUACUGUAACAGCACGGCAAAUGCACACAUCAAUAUCAAUAUAAAUAAAUGCAUACAAGAGAAAACUAAA